This is a messenger RNA of Micropterus dolomieu (smallmouth bass), 6536 nucleotides long. It is a transcript of the gene atp2b1a, whose product is annotated as ATPase plasma membrane Ca2+ transporting 1a. The coding region runs from base 451 to 4293 and encodes 1280 amino acids. Gene Ontology annotation, biological process: calcium ion transmembrane transport; regulation of cytosolic calcium ion concentration. Lineage: Eukaryota; Metazoa; Chordata; Actinopteri; Centrarchiformes; Centrarchidae. Gene Ontology annotation, molecular function: PDZ domain binding; ATP hydrolysis activity; ATP binding. Gene Ontology annotation, cellular component: membrane; intracellular membrane-bounded organelle. The record is from RefSeq and is a predicted model, not a curated record. The transcript has 22 exons.
GUUCUGCUUGGAAACUUUGGCUGUGAUAGUGACAGCGCAGUGGGCGGGAUUUUACCUCAGAUCAGGGUAGAGAGUCUAGUCUGUGGUGAGACUGAGGGGGAGUUCAAGAGAGAAAGGGAUCGGGGGUGCUGUUCAGAGACCGGAAUCUGCAUGCAUGGUGAUCUCCUCCUCUGUGGGUGAUCCUCAGUCACCAUGAAAGACUAGGAACUCAGCUCUCCAAGGGAAAUGGCUUGUGUUGUAAUAUCCCUGCCCUGCUACCUACUGUAUGAUUCCAGCUGCCUCUGAAGGGCCCUUUCAGCUGUUUAUGGGAAUGACCAGUGUGUUUGCACUCUUGAGGAUUUAAGCUUUUCCAGGACAGCGCCCUUUUUUUCCUGUUUUUAUUUAUUUUUUGCCCCCACUGUUGACCCGAAGCAGCAACGCUUUGCAACAGAGUGGGGAGACGGCGAGACAAUGGCGAACAACUCGUACAGUGGGGUGAAGAACUCCAUGGUGGAGGCCAACCACGAUGGAGAGUUUGGGUGCACGCUCAAAGAACUGCGCUCUCUUAUGGAACUGAGAGGCACAGAGGCGAUUAGCAAAAUUGGGGAAACUUAUCAGGAUAUUCAAGGACUCUGCAGCCGGUUAAAAACAUCACCUAUAGAUGGUUUAAGUGGACAGCCUGCAGACAUCGAGAAGCGGAAAACAGUCUAUGGGCAGAAUUUGAUACCGCCCAAAAAGCCCAAAACUUUCUUACAGUUAGUGUGGGAGGCGCUACAGGAUGUCACACUGAUUAUCCUGGAAGUGGCAGCCGUAGUUUCACUAGGCCUUUCUUUUUAUAGACCUCCAGAAGCCGAAAGAACACACUGUGGAAGGGCAGCUGGCGGUGCGGAGGAUGAAAAUGAGUCGGAAGCGGGCUGGAUCGAAGGUGCCGCCAUUCUUCUGUCCGUUAUCUGUGUGGUGCUGGUGACGGCGUUCAACGAUUGGAGUAAAGAGAAGCAGUUUAGGGGCCUCCAGAGCCGCAUUGAGCAGGAACAGAAAUUUACUGUCGUCCGUGGAGGACAAGUUAUCCAAAUUCCUGUGGCUGAGAUCGUAGUCGGCGACGUUGCACAAGUAAAAUAUGGUGACCUUUUGCCUGCCGACGGAGUCCUCAUCCAAGGCAACGAUCUGAAGAUCGACGAGAGCUCACUCACAGGAGAGUCGGACCAUGUUAAGAAAACACAAGAAAAAGAUCCAAUGCUGUUAUCAGGCACCCAUGUAAUGGAAGGCUCAGGGAAAAUGCUGGUCACUGCUGUGGGUGUCAACUCUCAAACUGGAAUUAUCUUCACUUUACUUGGGAGUGCAGAGGAAGAUGAAGACGACGAAGAGGAAAAGAAAAAGGAAAAGGAGGAGAAAAAGAAACAGAGAAAAAACAAGAAGCAGGAUGGAUCUGUGGAAAACCGUAAAAAAGCUAAAGCACAGGAUGGUGCUGCAAUGGAAAUGCAGCCUCUGAACAGUGAUGAAGGAGGAGAAGCAGAGGAGAAGAAGAAAUCCAGCCUGCCAAAGAAAGAGAAGUCUGUUCUCCAGGGUAAACUGACCAAACUAGCUGUACAGAUUGGCAAAGCAGGACUGGUUAUGUCAGCCAUCACUGUUAUUAUCCUGGUGGUGCUGUUUGUAGUAGACACCUUCUGGAUCCAGAAUCUGCCCUGGGUAAAGGACUGCACACCCAUUUACAUCCAAUUCUUUGUGAAAUUCUUCAUCAUUGGCGUCACUGUCCUGGUGGUGGCGGUUCCCGAAGGCCUGCCCCUGGCCGUAACAAUCUCCCUGGCGUACUCCGUUAAGAAAAUGAUGAAAGACAACAACCUGGUGCGUCACUUGGAUGCGUGUGAGACGAUGGGCAACGCUACCGCCAUCUGCUCUGAUAAGACUGGCACACUCACCAUGAACCGCAUGACUGUGGUGCAAGCCUUCAUCGCCGAGAAACACUACAAGAAGGUCCCCGAACCAGAGAACAUCCCCUCCUCCGUUUUAGACAUCCUGAUUCUGGGCAUCGCAGUCAAUUGCGCCUACACUACUAAAAUCAUGCCUCCAGAGAAAGAAGGGGGCCUGCCACGGCAGGUGGGUAACAAGACCGAAUGUGCCUUGCUUGGCUUUUCUAAUGACCUGAAGCGUGACUAUCAGGCUAUUCGCAUGGAGAUCCCCGAAGAGAAACUAUACAAAGUCUACACCUUCAACUCAGUUCGCAAGUCUAUGAGCACUGUGUUGAAGAUGGCUGAUGGCAGCUACCGGAUGUUCAGCAAAGGGGCCUCUGAGAUUCUCCUAAAAAAGUGCUUUAAAAUCCUGACAGCAAAUGGUGAGUCCAAGGUGUUUCGCCCUCGGGACAGAGAUGACAUGGUUAAGAAAGUGAUUGAGCCCAUGGCCUCAGAGGGCCUGAGGACCAUCUGCCUUGGAUACAGAGAUUUCCCUGCCUCUGAGGGUGAGCCUGACUGGGACAAUGAAAACGAAAUCCUCAGUGGACUGACCUGUAUCUGCGUGGUGGGCAUUGAAGACCCCGUGAGACCCGAGGUCCCAGACGCCAUCAGGAAAUGCCAGCGUGCUGGCAUCACUGUGCGGAUGGUAACUGGGGACAACAUAAACACAGCUCGAGCCAUUGCCAGCAAGUGUGGAAUCCUACAGCCUGGAGAUGACUUUAUCUGCCUGGAGGGCAAAGAGUUCAACCGAAGGAUACGCAAUGAAAAAGGAGAGAUUGAACAAGAACGCAUUGACAAGAUCUGGCCCAAACUUCGAGUACUGGCUCGCUCUUCCCCAACAGACAAACACACCUUAGUGAAAGGUAUUAUUGACAGCACAGUGGUAGAACAGAGACAAGUAGUCGCAGUGACAGGAGAUGGUACCAACGAUGGUCCUGCCUUGAAGAAAGCUGAUGUUGGCUUUGCUAUGGGUAUCGCCGGCACAGAUGUAGCCAAGGAGGCGUCUGACAUCAUCCUGACUGACGACAAUUUUUCCAGCAUCGUCAAAGCCGUCAUGUGGGGACGUAACGUCUACGACAGCAUCUCCAAGUUCCUCCAGUUUCAGCUCACUGUCAAUGUGGUGGCUGUCAUCGUAGCAUUUACAGGAGCCUGCAUCACACAGGACUCUCCACUGAAAGCAGUACAGAUGUUAUGGGUCAACCUCAUCAUGGACACCUUUGCUUCACUAGCCCUAGCCACAGAGCCCCCCACAGAAGCUCUGCUGUUGAGGAAGCCAUAUGGCCGCAACAAGCCUCUCAUCUCCCGCACCAUGAUGAAGAACAUACUGGGCCAGGGAGUGUACCAGCUAAUCAUCAUCUUUACUCUGCUCUUUGCUGGAGAGAAAGUGUUUGACAUAGACAGCGGCAGGAAUACUCCCCUCCACGCCCCGCCCUCUGAGCACUAUACCAUUGUCUUCAAUACCUUUGUGAUGAUGCAGCUUUUCAACGAGAUCAAUGCCCGCAAGAUCCAUGGUGAAAGGAAUGUUUUCGAGGGCAUCUUCAACAACCUUAUCUUCUGUAGUAUUGUCUUUGGUACCUUUAUAAUCCAGAUUGUCAUAGUGCAGUUCGGAGGGAAGCCGUUCAGCUGCGUGGCUCUGACCAUUGACCAGUGGCUGUGGUGCACUUUCUUAGGCUUUGGCUCUCUGCUAUGGGGACAGGUGAUCUCCUCGAUACCCACCAGCCGCUUAAAAUUCUUGAAAACAGCCGGCCACGGCACCCAGAAAGAGGAGAUCCCGGACGAGGAGCUGGAGGAGCUGGACGACAUGGAGGAGAUCGACCACGCCGAGCGGGAGCUUCGCCGGGGCCAGAUCCUCUGGUUCCGAGGCCUCAAUCGCAUCCAGACUCAGAUGGAUGUAGUGAGUGCGUUCCAGAGUGGAACUUCCUUUCAGGGGGCUCUAAGGCGGCAGGCCUCCAACUCCAGCCAACAACAGCACGAUAUCCGGGUGGUGAAUGCAUUCCGCAGCUCCAUCUCCCUCUAUGAGGGGCUGGAGAAACCCGAAUCGCGAUCAUCAAUCCACAACUUCAUGACCCACCCUGAAUUUAGGAUAGAGGACUCUGAGCCCCAUAUUCCCCUCAUAGACGACACCGACGCAGAGGACGACGCUCCCACCAAGCGCAACUCCGCCAGCCCCCGCAACACCACGCCAACGCCUCCCUCGCCCACGCUCGCCACCACCACCACCGUCGCCCCCACCACGCCGGUCUCUCCCUCCCCAAACCAGAACAAUAACGCUGUGGAGAGCAGUAACCACCUCCUCCCAGAGGGCCCCAAAUCAGGAACCCCCUCGGCCCCGGGGAGCCCCCUACACAGCCUGGAGACCUCCCUUUGAUCUGACCCCCCCACCGCUCCGACCAUCACCACCAAUUUUCUGCCCACCACCAGGGAGCUCAACUCGGACGAAAGGAACGAACACUUGGAGAGGAGAGACAGCCUCAAAGGAGAGCGAAGUCUUGUGUGAGCUUGGCUUGGACUGGACUACAAGAACAGCAAACAUUCAGAGGAAUGUACGGCUUGGUGUGGAUGCUUUGGUCUUUAAUUUUUGGUUCUUAUUAAUACCCUGCAGCAACACAAGGAUUCUCCACCCCUCCCUCCUUGGUAACUUUUGUUUUUCUCAGUAAACAAGGGGUGAUUAUAAACUCGGAUUGAAAGUGACCUGUUGUUGUUGUUGUUAUUAUAAUUAUUAUUAUUAUUAUUAUUGUUGUUAUUGAGAAGGGGAGGUCCUCCUCCUGGCUUGAAGACCGUCUGUAAGAAUUAUGAAAGAACCUUUAGCUUCUCUUUUAAUCUGAAUGGUGUUGUAUAUUUAUCUCUUUGGCCCUUGCUCAUUCAAAAGUUAUUUCUGCUCCAUCGGCUGUUAAUAUUUUGAGUUAUUUAUGUUUUUGGAAAAAGCAGGUCUGUUUACAAAGUUUGUAGAUACUUUUUUUCUGUUUGUAGGCAAAAGAGCUUCCUGAUGUAUGAUGCAGAAAACUGGGACAGAAUAAAAAAUGAAUGAGAGGAUUAUUUCAGAUACUGCUGUAUUUUCAGGAAAAAAAGGGGUGUUUCUAUUGAAACUUAACUAUUUUUGCCUGCAAGUUUUAUUUGUUAUAUAUAUUUGUAGAUAAAUGUAGAACCUUCUAGCCAAACCGAUAAACACUAAGGCUUGUAUAGAAAAGAGGUCCACGGGGCGAGGUGUUUUCACAGGAGACUGGAAAGACUAUUAGGGCCUCUGUCCACUGACAUUGCUAUAAAUAUUUACUUCUUCCAUUUCUUCAAUAGUUUUCAUGUGCACAAAACCUUCUGGAGUUCUGGAUUCUCUCUUCAUUCAUUAUGUUGUGUUCAAGGAUUUCCACAUGUUGAAAGGUUCACUCACUAAAGGGAGUUAAGAGUAUAUCUGGGCCCGUAUUUAGCAAGCAUCUCAGGAUGACGCGUCAAAUCAUGUUGAAAGUUGGACUAGGAAACAAAGUCUUACCUCAGAGUUGUGACAUGAGGUCCUUUAUUUUUUUUUUGUUUUUUUUUUUUUAAUGAAGUCACUUUCAGCACAUAGUAGAAGCUCUCCUUUUAGAUUUUUUUUGUGGUUUUUACAACACUUUGGACCGUAAAAUGAAAAUGUCUUCUUGUAGUAGUUGUUAGUUACAUUCAAAAGAGGCAGAUUCACAUUAUAUAAAGCAGGAAAAAGGAAAUGGGUGUAUUGAGGGUGUAUGGCGAGCUAAUUUAUGCACGUUAAGGCUAAAAAUUUGUUUUUGCCAAAACUCAUAGAAGCACUACAUUGAAUUACAGUUCAUUAAGUUUUUUUUUUUUUUCUUUAUAACCACUUGAGCUCAAAUCAGCGCUGUGCUGCAAGCUAUUCAGCCAAUGCACCUAUUUAUUGUUCAGUAAGAAGUUCGUAUAGACUAAACAUGAAUGUGCCUUGGCUCCAAUAACAAUUUAGACGAUACUUUGUCCAUUCAUUUGCCACCUGCAGGUAUGUGUUAUUCCUGCGGCUCAAAGUAGGAGCAAAUAAGCCUCAUUCUGAUCAUUCUGAGCCAGUUAUGACUGAGUUUCUCUCUGGGUGCUUGAUAAAUAUGGAUCCUGGUCAUUAUUUGUAAAAUAUAUAUAUAUAUAUAUAUUUUUUUUUUUUCUAUUUUUGUUUUUUCUCAGCAAAGCGUUAGCCCCCUGCCAAUGUACAAUAUUGACAUUUGUUUACUCAGGCAUAGAAAAAGUAUUUAAUUUAAAAGGACUCUAUAAAGAAAGAACCUUUUAACUUCAGACGUUGUGUAUUUAGAUAGUGAAACAUUGUCUUGGUCAUCAAAGCAAGUGAAUUAUUUUCAUAUUUCUAUUCAAUCUUUAAGAUCACGCCUUAGCAAAAACUUUCUUUGACUCCUCCCAGUUCUGGUUUGUUGAAAUUUAAAAAAAUCAAAGACGGAGGGGAGCAAAAAGGCUUUUAUUUAAUUAUUUUUUUUUCCUUCUUCAACUCUGUCCGUAAGACUCCUUUCAUCAUGAAUAAAUGUUGUUGCAUUUGGUUUGUUUGUAAAAUAUUUUUGACACCUGAUGUACUGGAAACGCUAAAGAAUUGGACGUGCAUUUUUUUCAAGAAUAAAGACUAGGCAUACACUGGUA